This is a messenger RNA of Aethalodelphis obliquidens (Pacific white-sided dolphin), 6680 nucleotides long. It is a transcript of the gene ST14, whose product is annotated as ST14 transmembrane serine protease matriptase. The coding region runs from base 3623 to 6166 and encodes 847 amino acids. Gene Ontology annotation, biological process: proteolysis. Gene Ontology annotation, cellular component: membrane. The record is from RefSeq and is a predicted model, not a curated record. Lineage: Eukaryota; Metazoa; Chordata; Mammalia; Artiodactyla; Delphinidae. The transcript has 19 exons. Gene Ontology annotation, molecular function: protein binding; serine-type endopeptidase activity.
UAGAGCGCAGGCUCAGUAGUUGUGGAGCGCGGGCUUAGUUGCUCCGCGGCAUGUGGGAUCUUCCCGGACGAGGGAUUAUCUAACAUUUUUGAAAGGACGGUUUUAGGCUAGUGGCUGGGGGGCAGAAGGGAAGUGGGUAUGGUUGCAGAAGGGCAGUGGGAGGGAUCCUUGCGUUGGAACUGUUCAGAAUCUUGACACUUGGUAGUUACAGGAACAUACACCAGUGAUUAAAUCGUAUGGAACUUAAUAGUUACACACAAAAGAGUACAAGUAGAAUGGGAACUCUGAACCAGAUCUGUGGGUUAUAUCAACAUUGUGGUGUUAUAAUGUCGUCUUACGAGAUGUUACCACUGAGGGAAACUGGGCAAAGUGUACAAGGGAUCUUGGUAUUAUUUCUUACAACUGCACUUGGAUUUACAGUGAUCUCAACAAAAAUGUCAAUAGCUAGAAAAAGCACUAGCCCAUGAAAUCGGAAUGUGGGCUCGGUGAAAAGUCAAGAAGAAGGAUGGAAAGGAGUUACACGGCGGCGCUGCCUUUAUCUCUGUCUUGUUUAGUUUCUUUCUUGUUUAGUUUCUUGUUUCUUAGUUUCUUAGUCUUGUUUCUUGGUUCUUUGUUUAGUUUCUUUCUGGUUUAGCUUCUGGGGGAAGCUGCCUGGUUGUGCCCCUGCGGGCAGAUACUUCUGCUCCCGGUCAGGUGACUGGAGCGGGAGAAAGGUGGGCGUGGCUGCCCCAGGAAGAUGGUCUCUGGCCAGAAAGGACAGGGCAGGUGCAAAGUUUGUGGGAUCAAAGAGACUGGCUGGGUUUGGGGGUGCUGCUCUGUUACACAAUCUUGGAGCCCAUCUGAGAUGGAAUUCUCUGGUUGGAAUUACAAAAGAGGUUGUGCCCUGGGGGAGCAUUGAACUGAGGGCUGGGAGAGGGUGAGACCGGGAGGGCCUAAACUUGGAUCUGCCUUGGUAUCGGUAUCAGGUAUAGCAGGUGGCCGGGCUGGCUGACACCAGAGAGCUUGGGGGGCUAUCAGCAGAUCGCUGGGGUGUGGACUGAGCAUUCUCUCCCCUUCUAGGGGUGGACACCGGUCUGGAAAGUUGCCUGGGUCCUGGCACCUGCCUUGGGUAGGCUACGUAAUUCUGGCUAGGAAGAGAGAAGUCCUUCCUCCCAUCAAUCAGUCAGGUUCUAACCCUGCGCAAGGUCAAGGGAAGGGGGUAUGGGGUAGAGAAGCAGUACAAAGAGGAAAGUGGGGCAGCCUGACUUCCUAGGACUGCCUGUCUGCCCUCUGUGGCUGGGGGCUAUCAUUGAUGCCAAGGGUCUGAGGGAGGUGAGGUCCCAGCGAGAAAGACUGUGGACCAGGGUGGUCCUUGGGCACUUCCUAGAGGGGCUCGGCCCUGGGCUGUGUCCUCAGGGACAGGCUGGGCUUGGGAGGUGGUGACAGGAGCAGAGCCUUUCAGAGUGGCAGGAUGGUGCCUGCUUCCUUACAGCCUUGGGGGCCUCCUGGCUGGGGUCAAGGUUAGCACCCCCAGACCAGUGUUGAAGGGGUGGAAAUCCACCAACUCCAACCCCUCAUAAAAGAAAGAAGAGGCUUGUAUCCACGGAGUCCAGUUGCAGGUGGUGUGGUACCAGUGCCACAGUGGUAUGGGCGGGGGCGGGGGGUGGCCCUGGGCAGUGCCAGGUAUCGGGAGGGGACACGGACAUGAAACCUGCAGGAGCUUGACGCUGGCUGGCAGAGAACCACCCGGUCCCGGGCCAAGAGUGCCCGCGUUGGCUGAGUCAGCCCCCUGGGACUCUCCGUCCUGCUCUGACCAGGUGUGCAGUUUUGGGUUAUUUAGUUUCAUUCAGUGGGAGCUGUUGGCUCUCGGUCAGCUUUCUGUUCUCCUUAGACUCACAGAUCUGCAGGUAAUUCUGGAUCCUCCUUAAGGCCCCACAGCCUCACCCAUUUUCCGGCAGGUCCUUCUUCAGGUGGGGCAGCUGAGGACAGUGACGAGGUUGAAGGGGAAGGGUGAGAGGGUCAAGCAACGAGAAGGCAGAGGGUUUGGGGAGUCCAUCACCAGCUGACCGGCCUUGGCUGGCAGUGUGCGUCUGCAGAAAUCCACUGGCAGCCUCCGGGGCUUCUAGAUGGUGCUAAUAACCUAUCGUGGGGAGAUCCUGGGCGCAGAAGCCAAGUCCAGCCCCUUGCGCAGGUACCUCGCAUCCCAGGCGGUUGCUUAAAAUAGGCUGACUGAAACUGACACGACCCAGCUGGCUCCUCUCGCUGUGGUGGGCGGUGGGUGAGCCGGGCCAGCAGCCUCCUGGGAAUGGUAGGCGGCAGUGUAUUCUCACAGGCUGGUUCCCAAGAAUGACCUGGGACGCAGGUUAGACGUGCGGACCCCAGGGCCCUGCUCCUGCCCUGCUGCAUUAGGAUCUCCCGGGAGAGGGGCCGGGGAAUGUGGAUGCGGAGCAAGCGCUGUGCUUCUUUUAUUGAUUUUUUAUCGUUAUUUUUCAUGGCUAGGCAAGUGUGGAGUAUGCUGGGCUGGUGCCGUCAACGGGAGCUUCCUGUUUCUUGAGAAUCUGGCUUCUUGUGGGAUCAGAUGCCCCGGGCUGGUGAGCGGGUGGAUUCCGACAUGGGUUUCUUUUCCCUUCUCCUUUGUUGCUUCGAUCGUCCUGUGAUGAGCAUAUCAAGUGUCCCUUCUGUGCCCAUCAUUUUGCUGGGCCAGGACUGCAGUGGCCACAGGCUAGGUGAAGUCCCCACCCUUGGGAACCUGCAUAUUGGCCGCACGCUGCCCACAGCCUCUUGGAUUUUUUGUGGGUGCUGACUUAACUGGAGAGAGUCCAUCAAAGUACAGGGUCCCUUCAUAGCCAGCAGCUUGAAGAAGGGGCCUUUCUCCAGUUUCACCCCUGGUAUCUCAGUGCUACGUGUUGUACUGUUCUCAGCAUCUCCCAGGAUGACAAAUGCAGUGUUAAGUUUUGGAAUACACUCCUUGCUCUGUCGUCUCCGGUGGCCUUGAGCCCAUGCUGAGUUUCUGGGGACCCUGGCCAGGAUCUGAUUGGAACUGGCAUUGGGGAGCGGCCACGAGAGUCACGCCGGCUUUGUCUUUCCUCUUGGAAAGAAAAGCAUCUUCGCAGUGCCAUGGAAUUGGCCCUCACCUUGGAAACCCGCUGCAGGUGCUGAGACUGUGCUUUCUUGCUGGAACCAUCUCAGGGGUAUUUUAUGGUCCUCACGACCACGGUGGCGGGAUGACAUCAUCAUGGAAUUGAAAUCCAUCCCAGCUGGUGGUGGGUACACCGAGUCACGGAACUGGUGAGCGAAGAGCGCCUGCCACCAGUCCACGGCAGAGUUGGGAGUGGCACAUGAAGCCAGCCACCCUCGUCUUCGUCUCAGGUCGGUGUCUCCAGCCAGUGACAUCACCUCUGCCCCUUGACCUUGAUCCUCAGCUGCAGAAGCACAUCACCAGACGUCACGUGAGGGCCUUUCGGGGCCCCUCCCAGGACUCUCGGCCACCUCUUCAGUCUUCAGCUUCAUCCCCUGCCUUCCCGGCAAAUCACACCCAACCUUGGCCAAAUGAGGAACAGUCUUUAAAAGGAGAGCCUGGCAUGAAGAUUUAUUUCUUCUCCCUCUGCUUCGACUGAAAUCUCGUGCAGAUUUUUAUAUCAACAUGAAUGGCUUUGAGGAAGGCGUGGAGUUCCUGCCGGCCAACAACGCCAGGAAGGUGGAGAAGGGCGGCCCGCGGCGGUGGGUGGUGCCCGUAGCCGUGCUGGCUGGCCUCCUGGUGCUGUCCCUCAUGGCGGGGCUCCUGGCGUGGCACUUCCAGUACCGGAACGUGCGGGUUCAGAAGGUCUUCAAUGGCUACCUGAGGAUCACGAACGAGAACUUCCUGGAUGCCUAUGAGAACUCCAGCUCCACUGAGUUUGCAAACCUGGCCAAGAAGGUGAAGGAAGCGCUGAAGCUCUUAUACAGCGGGAUCCCUGUCCUGGGCCCCUACUACAGGAAGUCAGCUGUGACCGCCUUCAGCGAGGGCAGCAUCAUCGCCUACUACUGGUCGGAGUUCAGCAUCCCCCAGUACCUGGUGCAGGAGGCCGAGCAGGCCAUGGCGCAGGAACACGUGGUCACGCUGCCGCCCCGAGCCCGCGCCGUGAGCUCCUUCGUGCUGACCUCAGUGGUGGCCUUCCCCACUGACCCCAGAACAGUACAGAGCACCCAGGACAACAGCUGCAGCUUUGCCCUGCAUGCCCGUGGCAGCGAGCCGACCCGCUUCACCACGCCCGGCUUCCCCGACAGCCCCUACCCGUCUCAUGCCCGCUGCCAGUGGACCCUGCGGGGGGACGCUGACUCCACACUGAGCCUCACCUUCCGCAGCUUCGAUGUCGCGACCUGUGAUGAAAGUGGCAGUGACCUGGUCACUGUGUAUGACACCCUGAGCCCCGUGGAACCCCGGGCUGUGGUGCAGCUGUGUGGCUCAUACCCUCCCUCCUACAACCUGACCUUCCUCUCCUCCCAGAACGUCCUGCUCGUCACGCUGGUGACCAACACCGAGCGCCGACACCCCGGCUUCGAGGCCACGGUCUUCCAGUUGCCUCGGAUGAGCAGCUGUGGAGGCGACUUGCAUGCAGCCCAGGGCACAUUUAGCAGCCCCUACCAUCCAGCCCACUACCCGCCCAACAUCAACUGCACCUGGAACAUCGAGGUGCCCGACAACCAAAAUGUGAAGGUGCACUUCAAAGCCUUCUUCUUGCUGGAGCCCAACGUCCCUCUGGGCUCCUGCUCCAAGGACUACGUGGAGAUCAACGGGGAGAGGUACUGUGGCGAGAGGCCCCAGUUUGUCGUGAGCAGCGGCAGCAGCAAGAUCACCGUCCACUUCCACUCGGACCAGUCCUACACGGACACCGGGUUCCUGGCCGAGUACCUGUCCUACGACGCCAGUGACCCGUGCCCGGGCAGGUUCAUGUGUAACACAGGGCGGUGUAUCCAGGAGGAGCUGCGCUGUGACGGCUGGGCUGACUGCACCGACCACAGCGACGAGCUCCACUGCCAAUGCAACGCCACCUACCAGUUCACGUGCACAGACAAGCUCUGCAAGCCCCUCUUCUGGGUCUGUGACUCCGUGAAGGACUGCGAGGACGGCAGUGAUGAGCAGGGCUGCAGCUGCCCGCCCGAGACCUUCAAGUGUAACAACGGGAAGUGCCUCCCGCAGAGCCAGCAGUGUGACGGGAAGGACAACUGUGGGGAUGGGUCCGAUGAGGCCAAGUGCGACCACGUGAGCACCGUCACCUGCACCAAACACACCUACCGCUGCCUCGACGGGCUCUGUGUGAGCAAGGGCAACCCCGAGUGUGACGGGAAGAAGGACUGUAUCGAUGGCUCGGAUGAGAAGGACUGUGGUGAGCAGGGCUGCCGCAUACAGUUGUGCAGGUUGUUCACUGUGAAGGGCGCGUACGGAGACUGUGGGCUGCGGUCAUUCUCCAGGCAGUCUCGGGUUGUCGGGGGUGAGAACGCGGACGAAGGUGAGUGGCCCUGGCAGGUGAGCCUCCAUGCCCGGGGCCAGGGCCACGUGUGUGGGGCUUCCCUCAUCUCCCCCAGCUGGAUGGUGUCUGCCGCCCACUGCUUUGUCAACCACAGAGGAUUCAGGUACUCUGACCACAGCAUGUGGACCGCCUUCCUGGGCCUGCACGACCAGAGCAAGCGCAGCGCCCCCGGGGUGCAGGAGCGCCGGCUGCAGCGCGUCAUCUCCCACCCCUUCUUCAACGACUUCACCUUUGACUACGACAUCGCGCUGCUGCAGCUGGAGCAGCCGGCCGAGUACAGUGCUACCGUGCGGCCCAUCUGCCUGCCGGACGCCGCGCAUGCCUUCCCCGCCGGCAAGGCCAUCUGGGUCACCGGCUGGGGCCACACGCAGGAGGGAGGCACCAGGGCGCUGAUCCUGCAGAAGGGCGAGAUCCGCGUCAUCAACCAGACCACGUGCGAGCGCCUGCUGCCGCAGCAGAUCACCGCGCGCAUGAUGUGCGUGGGCUACCUCAGCGGCGGCGUGGACGCCUGCCAGGGCGAUUCCGGGGGCCCGCUGUCCAGCCCGGAGGCCGAUGGGCGGAUGUUCCAGGCCGGCGUGGUGAGCUGGGGCGACGGCUGCGCGCAGAGGGACAAGCCAGGCGUGUACACGAGGCUCUCCGUGUUUCGGGACUGGAUUAAACAGCAGACCGGGGUGUAGCGGCGAGGUGCCACCCCAGGUGCGCACGUGCGGGCUGAGGACGGGAUUGCUGCCCGGACCCCCGGCUUGGCCCCCGGAACCCAGACUGGGACCUGAUCCCCGAGUCUCUGGAGAUGGCGACUCGCCCGCAGGCCUCUCACCCACCCCACACCCCCAGCUUCCCAAGCGCGUUCGGGGAGGGGAGGGGAGGACGCCUGGCAGUGCCAGGCCGGAGGUUUGAAGACACAGCCUUUCGGCCCUGGCGCCACGCUGGGCCGGAGGCUCUUUUCCUCGGAUACAGGGAAGGCUGGCUUCGUCUGCCUCAGAUAUAGGACCAGCUCUUGUUUGGACUUUGGGGCCCCUUGGGCGGGGCUGGUGGGACACCACGGGCUCCCAGGGUCUCCUGCUUCAGGAAAUCCAGGCCUGAGGGACCUGGAAGUCAGCCGGGUCCAAGGUUCGAAUGUUUUGCCGGCUCCCAGGGCGGGGUUCAGUGUGUAUAUUUGUGUGUAUGAGUAAAACACUUUAUUUCUUUUUA